Molecule: messenger RNA, 1403 nt
Organism: Rhopalosiphum maidis (corn leaf aphid)
Lineage: Eukaryota; Metazoa; Arthropoda; Insecta; Hemiptera; Aphididae
Gene: endos
Product: cAMP-regulated phosphoprotein 19-B
Exons: 4
Coding region: 593-970 (125 amino acids)
Cellular component (GO): cytoplasm
Molecular function (GO): protein phosphatase inhibitor activity
Source: RefSeq, a predicted model, not a curated record
ACUUCAAUAGGUACGAAUUAUGAAGACGGCAAGUUCAGUGACUAAUAGGCGUAUUCUAUUAUAUACUGAAUAAGAUUGCCAUUCACCCUUCAAUUAUUCAUCAGUUAUAGUAUUUUAAAGUUUGCAAGUGCGCAACUCGUAGUUCGUACUCCAAACCGCCGAAAUCUGCGUGGAUUGCAUCAUUUAACAACAAUAAUAACAAUAUAUAUGACUGUAGCUUUCGCGUAUUUUACUGAUAAGCCGAUAAAACAACAACAGAAUAAUAUUGUAUUAUAGUUGAAGUCGUUUAAGAGGAUUGGCUGCUCUCACGUCUCGCCCGCCCAAUCUUUCCGGCCUACAGUACUGUUAAUUGCUAACCGUUUGCGCGUGUGUCCGUUACGAGUGUUUACAAUUAUUGUUUGAUGAGUUAAAUUAAAUUUUCUCUAACGCAGACAAAGCGGCAUCUCAGUUUUUCGCGGUUUUUCUUUGUCCCUUCGUUUUGCAAACGUCCGCUAGUCAGGACUUUCGUUUUUUUUUAGUAGUUAAUCGACGGUAUAUCCGCGGACAACACUAUCACCUUCACCACCACGCGUGCAACACAAUUAUUUUAGCUAUGGCCGAUCAAAAACCAAAUGAGAAUCAAAAUUCUGAAUUUUGUAAGCCCAAGGAUCCCAAAGAUGUUGAAAAAGCUCAAGAAGAGUGUAUGAAGAAACAGUAUCAAAUGAAAUCAAAUUGGCCUCCAGUCAGUGGUCAUUCUGCCCUCCUCCAAAAACGUUUAGCCAAAGGGCAAAAAUUUUUUGACUCUGGUGAUUAUCAAAUGGCCAAACAGGCAGGUAAUGGUAAUAAGUUGAUUAAUAAUCGUCCUGUGCAACAAGUAUUGGGUUUUGGUACUGGAGAUACCAUACCCACACCAGACACAGUUCCGGCGCGCAAGACGUCCAUCAUUCAGCCAAAAUUUAACUCAAGUUCCACUCCAUCAUCCACUACGUGAUUUGUGUGUUUAAUGGGUUAUUAAUAUUUAUUUACAUUUAUUUUAUUCAGUAAUUUAGUUCAAUCAAAUGUUAAUCAUUUUAAUUUUGUUAAUGUUAUGACUUGUGGCCCAUGGAAUAAACAAAAAUGGCCAUUUGAUUAAGCUAUUUUUUUUUUUUUUAAUAAAUUUAUCUUUAAUAAGUAUUGAAUUAUAUGUAUUAUUUAUUGCAUUAUAUUUCAAUUCUAUCUUAACGCUCAUAAUAAAGCAUUUUUUCCAACAAAGUACUUAUGAUUUUUUAAAUUAUUGUUAUUGGAUAUGUGAGCACAUUAAUUUGAAAAUGUUGCUUUAAUCUGUAACUGUAGUGUUUAGAUGUGUUAUUUUUAAUGGGUUAUGAACAUAGGCACAAAUAGUGAGUGGCUUAGCCGCCCUCCCUCCCCCCCCCAAAAAAAAAAAA